Asterias rubens (European starfish) is the source of this 11419-nucleotide messenger RNA. RefSeq lists its product as uncharacterized. The record is from RefSeq and is a predicted model, not a curated record. The transcript is spliced from 58 exons. Gene Ontology annotation, biological process: cell-matrix adhesion. The coding region runs from base 626 to 10000 and encodes 3124 amino acids. NCBI's taxonomy places the organism in Eukaryota, Metazoa, Echinodermata, Asteroidea, Forcipulatida, Asteriidae. Gene Ontology annotation, molecular function: calcium ion binding; protein binding.
UUUUUUUUUUUUUUUUUGUCAGAACAUGAGCAUUCUCAAAACUGUUUUUUAACUUUCUAGGCAGGUAACUUUCAAAGGUUUUAGUUUUUUCUAGUUAUGUUACUAGUUGCUCAUAGGCAACGGCUUAGGUCUAGAAGCAACUUGCGGAAGGCAAGCUCACUCCAUCCAAGAGGUCAGUUUGUAGGGUCUAGAGACUUAAGGCUUAUUUUAACGAAUAGGACCCGAUGUUGAGCGUGUUGUUUGGAACCCUUCCAAGUAUGAGAAAAAAAAGGAUCUUUAAUCGUCAUCUUCUCCAAGACAGGGCAGAUUUCGGGGAGAGGGACACAAUCACUAACUAACACCAGUCCCUAAACCAAAAAUCUCCGCUUUCAACAGAGUUAGACGUGGUAUUAAAGAUUCUUUUUUCUUAUGGCUUUUGGUGAAAGCAUCAUUGAACUCGACUGAAACAUAGAGCAGGAUUAAGGUAACCUUUUAAGUCGAGGUUACAGAACAAGGUUUAAAUAAGUAGGUUUUGUGGUAUGGACUGAGCUUGUUUCACGCUAAGGUGCAGGGCUUGUGAUGUCAGUCCCGUUUGUUUUGGGUUUCAUGUUUCUGUCUGAUCAUCCAGGGCUGAUUUCAGCUUAUUAUGGUUUAUCAAGACGACGCUUGUAAUCUCUAUUUUUGCCUUCUUCCCGCUCCCCUUCAAUUUACAGAGGUCGAGGCUAUCGCCGUUGGUGAUCCUCAUUACACGACUUUCGAUGGGCGCCACUUCACCGCUCAGGGUUACUGCGAGUACUUGCUGUCUUCAGAUUGCAUGGCAGCUAACUCGCAGUUCGAAGUGGUGCUCAUCAACGGUCAAAGUUCCAGUACUUAUCAGACGGCAAGAACAGAAGCAGUCAGAGUUACUUUGGGCAGUACGGUAAUCCUUCUCCAGAGGGAUCGCCAGCAGGUCAUCAACAACAUCAGAGUGGAAACUCCAGCCUUCUUGGCCAACGAUGUCAGUGUACGGAGAAGUGGUGGACAGACGUCUGUGCUGACGAACAUCGGAGUGCGCGUGAAGUGGGAUGGAUCGUCCGGAGUGAAGGUACUUCUCAAUGGGACUCUCUUCAACUCGAUGGUCUGUGGACUCGGCGGCGAUAGCGACGGAGAUACAAAUAACGACUUUACUUCCAGCGCAGGAUCACUUUCUUCAAUGUUGGCAUUUGCCGACAGCUACAUCGUCAAUCCAACGGAGUGUCUUGAUACAACUAUAAAUGUGGCAAGCCCAUGCAAUUCUUCAACUAGUGUGGAGGCAGCAAGUGUCUGCAAUGACAUUAUUAGAUCUGAUGGUCCAUUCGCUGCUUGUGCUGCAGCAAUGCCAACUUAUGCCAGCAACUUUUACAGUGAUUGCCAAUAUGAUGUUUGCGUCUUGUAUCCUGAUACAUCAGGGGCUUGUGAUAUCUAUGCUGCAUUUGUGGAUACUUGUAACGCAAGGGGUUAUCCACCAUCUGACUGGCGGUCAGCCAGCCUGUGUCCCUUAACAUGCCCACCGAACUCAACAUAUGGAACAUGCAUCAGCGACUGCGAAGUGACAUGUUCAGAUGUCAGGCGUGGCGGGCAACUAGAGAGCGCUUGCAAUGGCCUACCCUGUGUUGAAGGUUGCAUCUGUGAUGUUGGCUUCUACCAGGAUGGCAAUGUUUGUGUACCAGAGGCUGAAUGCGGAUGUAACUACAAUGGAAUCUAUUACAUGUAUAACGAAACAUUCAUCACUGAAGGAUGCAUCGAUAUAUGCACAUGUGGUUUGGAAGGAGUUGUAACCUGUGACCUGCAGAACUGCAGUGUUAACUCAGUCUGCGCAAUCACUAAUUACGCUUACGGAUGUGCCUGUGCUGAAAGUUAUGAGGGAGAUGGUAUUACAUGUGACCGUGUUUGUCCAUCAAACCUGUACAGGUGUCCAGAAGGAACUUGCAUCCCAAGUGACUGGGUCUGUGACGGAUUCCCUGGUGAUUGCUUGAACUUUUAUGAUGAAGACGAGACACUUUGCUGCAAUGUAAUGAAUGUGACUGACCAUUGUCCAAAGCCUGACCACUUCCGCUGUAUUGAUGGAAUAUACAUCCCAAAUUCCUAUCUGUGUGACGCUGUUGAUUACGAUUGUUCUGAUAACCAAGAUGAAUCAGAAGAAAUCUGCUUUGGAACGUGUCCGAAUCCAGGAGACAUUGUGAAUGGUAGAACUGGACCCCAGAAGUCUCUUUACCGUGAUGGUGAGAGUAUAUUCUUCCAGUGUUUCGCUGGAUACACAAGAAUUGGUCCCUCGUACAUCACCUGCAAUCUGAGUUUAUGGUCAGAUCAGUUACCUGUCUGCCUGGAAAACUGUAUCAUUCCAAUCCCGCCUGCCAACGGUUUCAUUGAUGCUAUGGCGUUCAACCACAGCGAUGUAAUUGGAUUCUCAUGUGAAGUUGGAUAUGAUCUGGUGCCAGCAGGCACCCUACUGGCAUGUGAUAGUGGAGUCGUCAAUGGAACAGUCCCCGAUUGUAUAGAUAUCAACGAAUGUGCAUCUACACCAUGUAUGAAUGGUGGUACCUGUUUGAACCAAGUAAAUCAAUACACAUGUAUUUGCACUGUUUCCUGGACUGGAGAUAACUGUGAUAUGGAUAUUGACGAGUGUACUCUUGGUCUGGAUACUUGUUCUGCCAGUGCAGCAUGCAGCAAUACCAUUGGUAGUUAUACCUGCGCAUGUUUAGAUGGAUACAGGGGUGAUGGAUUCGACUGUAAAGAAAUUAUUCUCCUACCAUUCGGUCCGGACGCCUCAGACGAGCUUCUAAGAGACACAUUUGACCAGUCUUCAGUGGAUUCAAACCGUAGACUCGUUGAUCAAGAAAUGCUCUCCAGGACCAUUCGACCAGAAACAGGCUUUCCAUUUGGAGGCACCUUCUACCCUGCUCUUUAUUUCAUGGACAAUGGCCUGAUCAUUUUCAUGAAUGAGAAUGACCUGAAGUUGGGCUACCCCAAUCCAUUUAGCGAUGGCUUCUCAGAUAUAAAUACGGUCCCUAUGGUCGCACCAUUCUGGGCAGAUACUGAUUUGACCACCAGCCAAGGAGAGGUGUACUACAAGAUUUACCAACCCUCUACUUCAGCGACGGAUGACGCUAUUUUGGCAGAAGCUAGUGGGAGAGUUCGGGAUCAGUACUCUGAGUUCUCAAACUUCAACGCUUCAUGGAUGAUUGUCAUAACGUGGGAGAACAUGCCCUCGUUCAUCCAACAGAAUGAAACAAAUACAUUCCAAGCAGUUCUCCUCACCGAUGGCAUCUUCAGUUUCUGUAUAUUCAACUACCGAGAAGGUGAAAUGCUAUGGGACUACGAUUCUCUGGCUAGCCAAGAUGUCAUCAUUGGUUAUAACGAUGGUGCUGGCUUAUACGUCAACUCACAGUUCCUGAACCCACCGUUUGCAACAGGGGCCAGCUCCUUCCGCCCUGACCAGUUUAACGGAAACACAAAUCUGAAGGGUAGAUGGAUUUAUCGACUUGAGAAUAACACCAUAGACACUAUCAAUCCCAAACGCUUCUGUCUGGAUUGGUACAAUACUCAGCCGGACCCAAGUGACUGGGAUCGUUUUCUUGGUGCUUGCCCAUGCUCUUUCAGUCAAGGAGGUAAUGAUAGAUCCUACUCAAGGAGAGCGCCCUCUAGAGGACGCGUGUCAAGUGCAGCCUCUCGUCGAUUUUCUCAGGAACUUCUUGCUGAAAUAGAGAGCUUUGAAGGACCUUUCUGUCUACAGACAUCCGUACCUCCAUUUGAUACUGGGGGAAUGCGCUGCUGUUAUCGUGAAGAUCAAUCCUUGAUCGUCGGCUACGAGACUGACUACUUAAUCAGUGUGGAAGAGAGAUAUCAGUAUAACUACCAAGGAGACUCGUAUGAAGUUUUACUAUCAAAGUGGCUGCUGGAAGAUUUCUCACCCAGACAUUACUGUUGCAAGGAAUCAAACGAUGAAGCCUUCUGCAAUAUGUACUUUGAGAAGCGACCAGCUGGAAGCUGCAGUGGCUAUCUACCUCCACGAACAGGCUGGAUGGUAGGUGACCCUCACAUAGAGACAUUGGACGAGAUUCUGUACACCUUCAACGGUCUCGGAGAGUACAUUCAGGUGAAAUUCCCAGACGUUUCUGGCGGGAAUGUGUUUGAACUACAGGGUCGUACAGCCCGGGCUAUGGAUACUGUCACGCAACAACUUACUGAUGCUACUGUCUUCGUGGCGUUUGUGGCAAAAGCGAAGGAUGCACAAACGGUCCAGAUGACAAUGAACGCUGAUGGCACAGAUGUUGACAUUGUUGUGGAUAACGUCGCCUUUGAUAAGAAUCUAUUUGUUGAUGGCGUGUAUCUCUUCAGCAACAACCUGCUACAAAUUUCUGUUGAGACUGUCGCAAACAGCACACAGCAGAGGUAUGUAGCCUACUGGACCAUAGGAAUGUCAAUUGCUGUUAGAAGUAUUGAUGGAGUGCUGGACAUGGUGUUCUCUGCACCCGAUGAGUACAAGGAUGGCUCUAGCCGUGGGUUGCUUGGUGUUUGGAACGAUGAUCCAAGUGAUGAUUUCCGAAUGCAGAAUGAAGUGUUACUGACACCAACAGGUGCUGAUGGCACCUACACCGAUCCUGACUACUUUAUGUUUGGAGAGACAUGGCGAACAACAACAAGUGACUCAUUGUUCUUCUACACCCCUGGCACAUCCUGGAGUUCUUAUAAUGAUCCUACCUUCACGCCGUUGUUCCUCGAUCAACUCAUUGCCUCGACAGCGAAUGACGAUCCCGCAUUCCUUCAAGAAUCCAGAGAUAUGUGUGGCACAGACAAUCAGUGUUUGUUUGAUGCACUGGCCACCAAGAGCUUGACCCGUGGUGUAGAUACAAAAGUCCAGAGUGAAGAAAAUGUAGCUGAAGCCAGAAACCUAGCUAACUUCCCACCCAACAUCACUGGUUCCAACUUGAUUGAAGCAAGGGUCGGAGUACCGUUCACCUUGGAGACGACCUCAUUUGACCCUGAAGGUCAAGCGAUCACCUUCUCACUGACCCAGAUGGUUCCGAAUGCAACUAUUAGUCAAGCCGGAGUCUUUGACUGGAAUCCAAGUGACUUGAACAAAGUGAGGGUUGGGAUCCGUGCAUUCGACGGAGAGACGAACUCUGUGUUGGAACCGACUGUCAAAAUAUGUGAUUGUCAAAAUGGAGGAACCUGUGUAUACGAUCAAUACACUGACACGUCCAACAUUGUUGUGGAUAAAUUUGCUGUCGUGGUCUGCGCGUGUGAUGCUGCAUGGACAGGUGAUUUCUGUGAGGUGGAUCGCAACGGAUGUGAGGAUGGCCCCUGUUUCCCUGGUAUUACAUGUGUCGAUAACAUCGCUCCAUUAGACGGCAACACCUGUGGACCUUGUCCUACUGGCCUCGAGGGGAAUGGAUUCAAGUGCUACGAUUUUGAUGAGUGUGCUGACCCCAACGGUUCACCAUGUGAGCAAAUAUGUAACAACAUGCUUGGAGGUUUUACCUGUUCCUGUAUGGCGGGAUAUGAACUUCACCCAGAUCAACGCACCUGUUUGGACAUUGACGAAUGCGACUUGCAAACAGACAACUGCCAUGCAUUUGCAACCUGCAGCAACACCCCUGGUAGCUUUACAUGUACCUGCGUGACAGGUUACUCAGAUGUCAGUGGUGAUGGAACAGUCUGUGAAGACAUCAAUGAGUGUUUCAAUGAGGUGACUGUUUGUGAACUCAACUCAAACUGUGAGAACACCAUCGGCAGUUACUCUUGUAUCUGUAAUCUUGGAUUCGAAAAGAUCAAUGGAAUCUGCUCAGACAUCAAUGAGUGUCAGCUUGGAAUGGCCAACUGUAGCCCACAAGGCGACUGCACCAACACAGAGGGUUCCUUCGUCUGCAAAUGUAGAAGCGGUUUUGAUGGAGACGGUCUGACGUGUGAGAACAUCGAUGAGUGUACCCUUGCUGUGAAACCGUGCCAUCCCAGAGCAGCCUGUGAAGACACCUUUGGGAGUUAUAUUUGCUCCUGUGACAUUGGCCAGAUUGGAGAUGGAAUUGCCUGCAGUGAUGUUGAUGAGUGUGUAGCAAACACUGAUGAAUGUUCACCUGGUGAAGCCAUAUGUUCCAACACUCUUGGUUCCUAUGAAUGCCGCUGCUAUGAGGGCUACUCUGGAAAUGGCUUCCAGUGUUUUGAUAUCAACGAAUGUGAACUCAACUCUACCAUUUGUUCCAUCAAUGCCAAUUGUGUUAACUCAGUGGGAUCCUACUCCUGCGCUUGCAAGGAGGGCUAUUUCGGAGAUGGCUCACAGUGUUUCGAUAUUGAUGAAUGUGCAGAAGGAACAGACACAUGUAAUGAUACCACUGGAGUUUGUAACAACAACGCUGGGUCAUACAGCUGUAUGUGUUCAGUGGGUUACACAGGCGAUGGACGCACCUGCAAUGAUGUGGACGAAUGCGCUCUGACCACAGAUGACUGUCAGCAGAUGUGUACGAAUAGCUAUGGAAGUUUUGUGUGCUCUUGCAGGCAAGGCUUCACUAUUGACAUGACUGAAACAAACAUCUGUUUAGACAUGGAUGAGUGUGCACUUGGUAUUGAUAACUGCACCCAAGUAUGUAACAACACCGAGGGGAGCUUUGAAUGUUUAUGCUUUGAUGGCUUCAAAUUUGACAACCAGGGCAUGUGUGUCCCUGAUUCGGUGUGUAUCAACAAGGUGUGCACCAAUGGAGACUGUUAUGUCAUGAAUGGCAAUGAACUAUGUUCAUGUUAUAACGGCUACAAACUUGACGCCAACGACGACUCACUUUGUAUAAAUAUUGAUGAGUGCACAGAUGCACUUUACCAAGACGCUUGUUCAGAUAUUUGUAUCGAUGCAGAUCCAGGCUACACAUGUGAUUGCAAUCCGGGGUUCAUACUGACUACUGGUGGUAGAAUCUGUAACGAUAUCAACGAGUGCACAGAAGGCACUAGUAGUUGUGAUGCUGUUUCUGAGAACUGCUUCAACACUGCUGGAGGGUUUGUGUGCACCUGCAAGACUGGCUUUCUUUCCAAUGGAACAAUGUGCUCAGAUAUUAACGAGUGUGAGGGGACCAACUUGUGCAGUGCCAAUGCUUUGUGUACAAACACACCAGGUAGCUACUCUUGCGCGUGUAAUGCUGGCUACGCUGGAAAUGGUGAAAACUGUGUUGAAAUCAACGAGUGUGAUCGGGCAUCUCUGAACGACUGUAGUGAGAAUGCAUUAUGUACCAACCUGCCAGGGUUCUACCAGUGUGAUUGUUUGACAGGAUUUGAUGGCAAUGGAACCUUCUGUAUAGAUAUUGAUGAAUGUAACGUGGGGCAUAAUUGUUCAAGCCUAGCGACUUGUAUCAACACAGCUGGUUCAUACCGAUGUCCCUGCUUUGAUGGCUACGAAGGAGAUGGUACAGUAUGUAUCGAUGUGAACGAGUGCUUCUUAGCAUCAACCGAUCCAAGAGCAGCCAACUGUCAUUCUGAUGCCACAUGCACAAAUGAGGCUGGAAGCUUCCAGUGUGUUUGUAACAGCGGCUACUCUGGAACUGGAACUGUCUGUGAAGACGUUAAUGAAUGUAACAUCGCAAACAGCUGUGCAGUAAACAGUACUUGCACCAACAUCGUCGGAGACUACAUUUGCAACUGCUUUGAGGGUUAUUCUGGUGACCCUCGAUUGGAGUGCUUUGAUAUCAACGAAUGUCUAGACUUUCCUUGUGACACUGAUGCUGAGUGUAUGAAUUCAGUGGGUAGCUUUGCCUGUGUGUGUAAUAGUGGAUACGCUGGCAAUGGAACUUUCUGCACAGAUGUGAAUGAGUGUUCAGCAGACAGCACCAAUGACUGUCAUCCCUUAGCAACAUGUCUUAACGUGGAUGGAAGCUUUACCUGUAGAUGCAGAGAUGGCUAUGUGACAUCAACUGGAUUUUCACCCGGAAGACAGUGUGAAGAUGUUAACGAGUGUGAUUUUGAGACGGACACUUGUGAUGCUGUCAAAGAGAUAUGUACAAACAACUUUGGAAGUUACACUUGCAUGUGUGGAAAUGGCUAUCAAGGAAUUGUCGGUGCUUGCACUGAUAUUGAUGAAUGUGACACCAAUCCUUGUGAGUCUGUAGUGAAUGCUCGCUGUCAGAAUGUUGCUGGAUCUUACAACUGUGUCUGCAAAACUGACUUCUACGACUUCUUGGGAGUUUGUACAGCUGGUGUUUCCAAGACUGUUUACGCCUUGUUUACCGACAUUAUUGGUUUUGAGGUCAAUGACAUCCAAUUCCAAAUAAAUGACACAUCCAUCUAUGAAGUCCCUCUGGCCAUCGAUUUGGAUGCAGCCUUCAAUGCAAGCAUGCUCCGAGACUACCAAGCAGUGUUUGUGAACUCCAUCUCAAUGGCUGGUAACGUGGCCAGGGUGUUAAUGACACUGACUUUCCUUCCCAACUCAUCGGUUACCGACCAAGAAAUCACGGAUGCUUUUGUUAGCCAGUUAACAGGAAGAUUCAACAAUGUGAUCUUGCCUGAUAACAAGGUGUACAACCAGACCUUUGCUGUUGGAGAUCCAAUUAUCGAUCCAUGUCUUGAAGGCACAUAUACAUGUGGCCUGAAUGCUGACUGUGUGUUUUCUGGUAUUAGCAACAAUCACACCUGUAUGUGCUCUGCUGGAUGGACUGGAGAUGCAUACGACGCCUGUACAGAUAUUGACGAAUGCCUAUCCCUGCCUUGUACUGGCAGAGGGGAAAUGUGCGUCAACUCUCUUGGUAGUUACCAAUGUGUUUGCCGUAACGAAGACGGAUUCCAUGAAUUCAAUGGAGCUUGUGUCAUGUUAAUAACAUACCGAGGAGAGUUCACCAUUUUCGAGGUUAACAGGCUCAGUCAAGCUGCUCAGUUCAUUCCCGCAUUGGAGGAUUCCACGACCCCUGAAUUCCUCGAUUUGAGUCUCAAAGUUUGUGGCGUGAUUCGUUACACCAUGUUACUAGAACGCUCUCUGCAAGAUUUCUACUACGAGUGUGAGGUAAUGAACUUCACUAUGGCUGACCCAUCAGGCACUCACACAUCAUUCUUAGUCAUCUUCAGAGACAAUGUGACCACAAGUAGUGCUGAGAUCGAGCAGCUUGUUCGAGCCCAACUUGAUUCUGAUUCAGUUAUUGUAUCAGGGACAAAAACACUUGGGAAUCUUACUCUCGACCCAUCCUCAAUUAACAUUGGAGAUAUCAAUCCGCUGUGUACUGACGACUACUGUCUAUACGAUGGCAUAUGUGAGAAUAUAGGAAGCUAUCCUGACUUAACACGAAACUGCAUGUGUCCAAUGGGAUACAGCGGAUCUAGAUGUGAGAUUGUUCCAACAACACCUGCUCCAUCCACAGCAACCAUUGCUACUGAACCACCAACAGAGCCUGUCACAAUAUCAUUAGAACCAACAACAGAACAACAGACAACAAUUUCACCUGAUGGAGGUUUAACAGCUCUCCAGCUUCUUGGCAUUGGACUUGGAGUGGCGGCUUUUGUUCUUCUAGUGAUCCUAUUGUGUCUGUGCAUGUUGGUCAUACUCCGUCGCCGACAGGCUGAAGCCCGUCGUCGCGACUACUUCAGACCAGCAACAGACCGUGCGAAGAUCUUCUACAAUCCUCCGCUUGGGGCAACGCGUAUUUCCGAAUAUCGCAGGACCUACCAACCUGAGGAUUACCUGGGGAUUGACAACGAGUCUGUUAGUGAUAACAGCAGCUUCAUAGCUACUCUGGGCUACCGCAGUGAAGAGGAAAGCCGAAUGAGACAUCUUGCCAAUGUGAUCACACAAUCUCCGUAUCUUAAUGAGCGUAUGAGAGCCAGAAUAUCAAGCAUGGUUCCACAAGAAGCGCCAUCAUUACCAGAUACAGAGUUUAUUCGUCCUUAUGUUGCCACUGGUAGAGAAGCAGCUGAAGUUCACAGAAAUCCAGAUGGAGAGACCUACAGGCCAUCGUCAAUCACUUUGCCUGACAGACAAUCUUCAUUUACGAUACCUCGAGCUCAGUUCUACUGGGAUGACAACACCGAGAGCUACACAUAAAUGUGACUUAAGCCACCUCAACUUGAACUGUUAACCGGCAAUUUAACAACACAACCUCAUCUGAUUCAUCAUCUUAUUCAAGCAAGGUUUGAAGAAAAAAAUUCAGACAUAUAUUGUUUUUCCAUAUUCCUGUAAUUUCAAGUUGUAUGGUGGCUAACUAAUUGUGGAUACAGUACUUCUAUAUGCCAUUAAGUUAUAAAAGAGGACUAAUCAAGGAUAGAACCUUGACAUACAAGUCACUCCUUUAAACAUGGUAUAUGAAAGUAUUUCCCUACUGUUGAAAUAAAUGCAAUCGAUUUGCCACACUCCAACGAGGGUCUUGAUAGAGACUUCACUCUCCAACUAAUGAUAGGGGCAAUAGUCGGUGUCACCAAGUUGACUAUGUGGAUGGUCACCGUGGUGACACAUGAUUUAUUGUGAUUUUACAAAGACCAAUACCUAUCAAAUAACUGCCAACUAUGAAAAUAGUAGGAGUCUUUGAGAAGUAUUAGUUGAUUUAAAAUUGAAGUCUCAAACGUGAUGCUGAAAUGAGUUACUGACAAAUGAUAAAAAGAUCCUUAAGAUGUCAACUGUUAUAUUUUUUAACGAUGAAUGUAUUUUUGUACCUUUAAUAUGUUUUUUUUUAUUAUGAACUUAAAAGUUAAGGCUGAAAGUUUCUGUUAAAAUGCUGUCUAUUUUGAGUUGGAAAAAAAAAAAUUAGUUUGUGAGAGACGCGUUGUUGCUCUUAUCACAUUAAAAGUGAAAACAAGUAAAACUUCAAAUAAAAAUUAAAGUGGUAUAAAACACAGAAACUAAGUAUAAUUAAUUUAGAGUCCAUACUUGUAGUGUAUUUUAGGUGCUUAUUGUAAAAUAGGGAAAAACAACUCUAAAUAAUGAUCCUGUAAGUGUACGAGUUUCCCAUUAUGAUAAAUAAAGUUUAUUUGAAAUCCGUGUUUCCCUUUGUAAUUCAGAACCAGUGCCAUAAACUUCCAGUUAUUUAUAAACCUAUCUGAUCUAAGUGAUAUAUUAUUUCACUCCCAAAACAUUAAUGCAUUUUGUAAAUCCGCCUUUAUAUGUAGAAAUUGUAUGGAUAGAUGACCCCAAAUUAUCAGUAGAUCUCUGAAUUUUAGGAACAUUAACUGAAGAAAAGUGUUCAUUUAUAAAGACUGUUUGCAAGCAAGUUAAAUUUAAGUGGUGUCAUUGGCACGCUGAUCAAUGACCAUUUGCUAAAUAUACAUGUAAGACCAACUAUUUAAAUGUCUUGUACAAAUUGAGGUAACAGUACUAUCACACACUAUGUAUUUUGUUUACCCUGUUUCAUAUGUUGCAGUCUGUCCAAUAGUAAUUACUGCAAGAUGAAUGUAAUUUUAAAGGUAAAUGUAGAUACAAAUAUUUUCCUAUUGUUUUUGUAUUUUUUAUAUUAAAUUUUUCAAAAAAUAA